This is a messenger RNA of Leptopilina boulardi, 524 nucleotides long. RefSeq names its product cuticle protein 38-like. NCBI's taxonomy places the organism in Eukaryota, Metazoa, Arthropoda, Insecta, Hymenoptera, Figitidae. The record is from RefSeq and is a predicted model, not a curated record. The coding region runs from base 104 to 445 and encodes 113 amino acids. The transcript has a single exon.
AAACUCUUCAGUCGAAACCACAGUCGAUCAACCGAGUCGAAAGUUGAUAAACUCAAAUUUUCUAUUUGAAAAAAGAAAAAAAAACCCCCCCAACAAAUUCAAAAUGUUCAAAUUGUGUGUUCUCUUUGCUUUGGUUGCAUGCAGUAUGGCUGCACCAAAACCUGGUUUCGUUGCAUCGCCAGUGGUUGCUGCUGCGCCACUUGUACACACUGCCUAUGCUGCGCCAGUGGCCACCAGCUACGCCAACACCUAUAAGGUUUCUGUGAAGAGUCCAGCAUUGGUUGCUGCAGCACCUCUUGUUCAUGCUGCACCCGUUGUUCAUGCUGCACCUGUUGUUCACACUGCACCAGUCUAUGCCUCACCAUUGGCCUACCAUUCUGCACCAUUGGCUGUUGCCCAUUCUGCACCAUUGGCCCUUGCUGCUCCAGCUGCCUACAUUCAUUAAUUUUUUUUCUUCCAAAUUUCAAGUCCAACUCUGUUUAUAUGUAAAAAAGAUUCAAUAAAAAAUUUUGUGUUCAACUGAA